AUGUCAGAAUCCAAUUCAUUAGACCAGUCCGUCGCCAGUGUCAACUCCAAAGAUGCAAGCAAUACGGCGAUCUCUACCAGCAAGGAUGCCACCAACAAUACCAAGACUGUUGCUCGCUUCACAGUAGAGCCAGGCUUGGCUGAUUAUGGCGCAGUGGAGGGUGAGAAGAUAGAAGGUAUCAGCACCAAUGUCGAGGGAGACGCUGCACUAGCGUGGGAAGAAGAAGAGGUAGAUGAUGAUGUGCACACAGCACUUAUCAAUGAGAUGUGUGGCUCUGAAAAUCAGAUGGCUCCUACUUUGCGGUAUGUGUGA
Messenger RNA from Sphaeroforma arctica JP610, 312 nucleotides. RefSeq lists its product as hypothetical. Lineage: Eukaryota; Ichthyosporea; Ichthyophonida. Bases 1 to 312 code for a protein of 103 amino acids. The record is from RefSeq and is a predicted model, not a curated record. The transcript has a single exon.